GAAGAAGAAAAAAAGAAAAAGAAAGAAAAAAAAAAAGAACGGCAGAGAAAUAAAGAGACAAGAGUAGGGGUGAAGGGGAAUUAAAGGAUAGGGAAAUAGAGAGAAAGAGAGAGAGAGAGGGGUGAAGAGGGGAAUUAUAUAGUUGUAAUAUAUAGGGAAGCGCGCGCGCGCGCAACACAUUAGAGGAAAACAUAGGCGGAUGAGAAAGAGGAGGAGGAGGAGGAGGUGGUGAUAGAUAGAGAUAGAUAGUUAGAUAGAUAAAAAGAUAGAAAUAUAAAUAAAGCUGUGUGUUACUCGAUUCGAAUCGAUCGUAGAGAAUUGUCAGGCGAAAAAUAAGGGGAGACACUCCGGGUGGACUUUAUGUGUUCGGCCAGGUGACAGGAAAGGUAAACCCGCGCGUGCGAGAAGAAAUUGAGAUUGAAAUAGGAAGGGAGUGCAGAGGAAAAGAGAGAGAGGGAUUGAGAAUAAGAAGAAUAAGAAGAAGAAGAGGUAAGGUGCACCGUUUUGCAACCUAAAGGGAUCGUACAAAAUCUCUUUUGAAUUGUGAUAGUAUUGCAGUACGAAAAGGAUAAUAGGAAGACACGUGAGAGAUUGAAGAUUUAAAAGAAAGGAAGAAAAAACGGAAGUUAAUAGACAGACGGAUAAAAACAGAUUUAUAUCAAGAUGACGAAUAUCGUGGCAGAUUUAAUUCAUGGCUAUAGGGAUCUCAUGGAUAAUAAAUCCGAUCCUAGGGUAAAUGAUUGGGUGAUGAUGAGUAGCCCUUUCCCAACAAUGGCCAUAUGUCUGUCUUACGCAUACUUUAGUAAAGUAAUAGGACCAAAGUUGAUGGAAAAUAGAAAACCGUUCGAUCUUCGACGUAUACUUAUCGUUUACAAUCUCGUACAGACCCUCUUUUCUACGUGGAUCUUCUAUGAGUAUUUGAUGAGUGGUUGGGCGAGAGGAUACAGUUUUCGUUGUCAACCAGUUGAUUACUCGAGCAAUCCUUUAGCACUCAGGAUGGCGAAUACAUGUUGGUGGUAUUACUUCAGUAAAUUCACCGAAUUCUUCGAUACGUUAUUCUUUAUCCUGAGAAAAAAGAAUCAGCACGUGUCAACCCUUCACGUGAUACACCACGGUGUUAUGCCAUUUUCCGUAUGGAUGGGAAUGAAAUUUGCACCUGGUGGUCAUAGUACAUUUUUUGCCCUAUUGAACACAUUCGUCCACAUAAUCAUGUAUUUCUAUUACAUGGUUGCAGCAAUGGGCCCACGUUAUCAAAGAUAUAUAUGGUGGAAAAAAUAUUUAACAACGUUGCAAAUGGUGCAGUUUGUAUUGAUCAUGAUGCACCAGUUCCAGUUGCUUUUCACGGAA
Molecule: messenger RNA, 1347 nt
Organism: Polistes canadensis
Lineage: Eukaryota; Metazoa; Arthropoda; Insecta; Hymenoptera; Vespidae
Product: elongation of very long chain fatty acids protein AAEL008004-like
Exons: 6
Biological process (GO): sphingolipid biosynthetic process; fatty acid elongation, saturated fatty acid; fatty acid elongation, monounsaturated fatty acid
Cellular component (GO): endoplasmic reticulum membrane
Molecular function (GO): fatty acid elongase activity
Source: RefSeq, a predicted model, not a curated record